AUGUCUGACACAACUCAAACCAAGGAAGAGAAGAUCACUGAUCUCGACAACAAGAUUGCUGAGAUCUUGGUCCUCAACGACCAAUACUGGGCGUCCAUCGACAAGAUUAGUCUACAGCUUCUCGAGGAUGAUGAGUUCACCUCGACUCAGGUAUCCCGGAUGCAGAGAGACCGAAGUACGUUGCUUAACAAGGUCAUGGAUCUCAAACCCCUCAUCAGGAAAUACGAUGAGGAGUUGCGUCUUCUCAAGGCGGAGGCUCCGGCCCAGCAUUAG
This is a messenger RNA of Morchella sextelata, 273 nucleotides long. RefSeq lists its product as uncharacterized. The record is from RefSeq and is a predicted model, not a curated record. The transcript has a single exon. NCBI's taxonomy places the organism in Eukaryota, Fungi, Ascomycota, Pezizomycetes, Pezizales, Morchellaceae. Bases 1 to 273 code for a protein of 90 amino acids.